AGGAAAUCGUCUGAAACUUAAGAGAAGUGAAAGGAUUUACAAACAAUUAGGUAUGAGGUCUGAAAACAUGUUGUUGCUGGCCUGGGUACUUGAACUACUGGUGCCGUGUUCAGCCCAAGAGCAGAUGCUCCGCAUUGAAGCCAAAUGUGGCUCAGAUGCAGAUUUGCCCUGCAACGCCGACUUCAGAACCAACAAAUACUUCUCGCUCACAUGGUACAAGAAUAAGAAAGAGGGCAUCAUCAGAAUCGCCCUGGAAGACAAGAAACGCCGUUAUUACAAUUUCUCUCGAAACGUGAGCAUAGAUGAGCAGAGCUACAGCCUGCUGCUCCCAAAGCUGAUGCCUGAAGACUCAGGGAUAUAUGAGUGUGCGGUCAGCGCCAGACCGGGGGGACAGAACCUCUACCUCAAAGUGGAGCUAACAGUGCCUGAAUGUGAUGUGACGCCUGCGUUAUUGACCACAGUGAAGAGAGGGGAAACCGAGAGGACACACGCCCCCCACCUGCCCCUUGUCUGGACCGUGGUCGGGUACAGUGCUGUGGGCCUCACCAAAAUCAUCCUGUCCUUGAUGAUUGUCUGGGUUUUUCAUAUCUGCACGAGGCGGAAGAGAAGAUCAUGGUCUCACCUGAGCAAAAAAUAAUUUAAAAUCAUGAUGAAAAAUACAGUUUUCAAACUGUAACUACCUGCUUGUCUCCAUGGAAAUGUUACUGUUCUUCUUAGAAUAUUUCACAGCAUGGUGUUAAACAUAUCAAAUUCAUCUAGAGAAAAGCGGAUGACACAUCUAGGCCAAGUUAGUGGUCAGAUCUGUGGAGAGGCAAGCCCACUCAGGAAGAAGUACAUAAGAAGACAAAAUGAACAUCUUUGGUUUGGAAAUGUUUCAGAUUUAAAAAGGUGAAAUUGUGGACUUUGUUUAAAUGAGAUGUUGCACAACUAGAAUAAAAUAAAACAUGUGUCAGAAGAUGUUAAGUGUUAUUAUCCACCACAGCAGCCAAACAUUGUAUUCUUAAAAACUGGAAAGUCUGCUCCCCCUAUGGACACUUUGGAUUAAUGAACUGUUAUCUUACUGCACUCCAGAAUCAAAUCUUGAAUCUACCAGGGGGAACAAAGUCAUUUCCAACAAAGCAGUUUUAAUUUUGGCAAGAUUAGACUGGAGUGACUUUGAUAAGUAUGUUUCCUUGUUGUAUUAUAUCUGUGACAUAUUGCAGUGCACCGUGUACAGGGAGGGUGGGCGUGCAAGUUUUUUUUUUUUUUUUGGUCUUUUUGUUAUGCCUAUGUAAAAUAUUAAAAUUGGUGUGUGUACUGUAAUUUUGUAUUCCUAAUAAAUAUACCAUUAAAAGAUGGUGAAACUGAA
Boleophthalmus pectinirostris (great blue-spotted mudskipper) is the source of this 1348-nucleotide messenger RNA. Its product is annotated as sodium channel subunit beta-2-like. Bases 53 to 637 code for a protein of 194 amino acids. The transcript has 5 exons. The record is from RefSeq and is a predicted model, not a curated record. Lineage: Eukaryota; Metazoa; Chordata; Actinopteri; Gobiiformes; Gobiidae.